AUGGCUGACCUGAGGGCGGGCAAAACGGUAAUUGUAGAUCGCUACUACUACUCCGGCUGCGUGUACUCGGCCGCCAAACAGAAUCCUAGUUUAUCGCUGGAAUGGAGUCGGCAUCCAGAGGUCGGUCUUCCACGGCCAGACUUGUGCGUCUUCCUUGAUAUCUCGGCCGAAGAGGCUGCGAAGAGGGGCGGCUAUGGAAGCGAAAAGUAUGAGAAGAAGGAGAUGCAGGACCGUGUGAGGGAGCUAUUUGAGAUGAUGAUGAGUAGGGAAGAGGGAGGUUGCGGCGAGGAUUAG
This is a messenger RNA of Plenodomus lingam JN3, 294 nucleotides long. Lineage: Eukaryota; Fungi; Ascomycota; Dothideomycetes; Pleosporales; Leptosphaeriaceae. The record is from RefSeq and is a predicted model, not a curated record.